This is a messenger RNA of Agrilus planipennis (emerald ash borer), 762 nucleotides long. RefSeq names its product ragulator complex protein LAMTOR4 homolog (gene Lamtor4). The record is from RefSeq and is a predicted model, not a curated record. Gene Ontology annotation, cellular component: Ragulator complex; lysosome. Bases 197 to 481 code for a protein of 94 amino acids. Gene Ontology annotation, biological process: positive regulation of TOR signaling; cellular response to amino acid stimulus. NCBI's taxonomy places the organism in Eukaryota, Metazoa, Arthropoda, Insecta, Coleoptera, Buprestidae. The transcript has a single exon. Gene Ontology annotation, molecular function: guanyl-nucleotide exchange factor activity.
GAAGGAUAAGAUAAAAGAAGAAGUCAUAUUUGUUGUCAUAAAAUACGUCAAAAUUGUUUAUUUGCAACAUUACUUACCUUUCGAUGUUGUUUAGAUAAAUAAGAAUAUUUGUUAUUAUGGUUAUUUAAAAGUGCUACUUUAGUGUAUGUGAAGGUGUAUUUUUGUAAAUUUUUCGAGUACUAGAAAGUUUUACCUAAUGGAGCGAAUACCAGACCAGUUGGGGCACCUAGUAAUUAAUGAAGAUGGGGCUGUUUUAAUGUCUUCGGGGGACCUGGAGAACGAUGAAAAAACUGCAGAUAUAAUCCUAAAUCUGUUAAAUUUGACCGAUGAAAUUGAUCCAGUUGCUUUUCCUUCAGGUGACAAGUUCAAGAAAUUAUCUAUUACAUAUAGUGAUCAUUGCUAUAUUAUUUGCUUAUCAAACAGGAAAGUUCACGUGGUUAAAAAAGCAUUAAAUAACGAAUGGCCUUCUGUGUUGGUUUAAUUUUUAUGUGGGGUACCUAAUAAGAGAAUUUAGUUUUAUGGAGAUUAUAAAAUGGGUAUUGUAGUAUACUAUAUGAAGAUGAAAUAUUUGCAAAUUUGCAUUUUAAUAAGCAAUACUUGUUACGGCAUAAUACAUCAAAUGAAUUAUAUAAUGAGGAUAUUUCAAAUUUUUUGUACAAUUUCUUUAUGAUUUAAGAUACAUAUAUACGUGUAUGAGUAUAAGUUUUUUAUCAUUACUUAAUCUGUUAUAUUAGUUGAAGCAAAUAUAAUAUUUUAAUUUAA